UGUCGCUGCUCUGGCUCUUGACAUAAUCUCAAUCAGUUGUCUGUACAUCUGAAAACCCUCUCUCCCCCGAUUUAUUUCUUGAAAAGCCAUACAAUGAGGAUAAUAGAGACAGAAGAAGAGAGAAGAAAGGACGACGAAGAGGAGGAGGAGGACGGGGGAGAAGAAGAAGAGGAGGAGGAGUGGGAUUCAUGCUAAGAGGAUUAGCCCUGCCUGAGCCAUCUGUAGUCCUGGACUGAUAAACCUACACGUUACAUGACAGACUAGUUACUGGCUCCGCUAAUAACCUCAGUGACCAAAACAAUAACAGUUUGUCUGAGGUGAAACCAGCCGACUGCUCUCUCUACCUUUAGCAGCCUUUGUAAUUAGCUGUCACCAAAACAGUCGCCAUUAAACCUCGGCUCGGAAACAACCAUAGACAGUACAUAAGAAGGAAACAACAGGUGUCAGCUCAUUAAGCGAAUAAAUGUGAUUAGGCCUAUUUCAGAAUAUUUUGUGGCUGAGUUAAUGAGUUAAUUAAAAAUAAUAUGAUACUGUUAAUUUACUUUUACAUUUAAUCAUAUGACAGAAACCUAUAAAUAAAGCUUCUUGCAACAAAGAAUAUUGAAUCUGAACAUGCCGCCAGCUGCUACGCGUCGUACGUGCGUGCGACGUAAUCGCCGUACAGCGCCGCACGCCCCGCCCACCUGCCAGCGUCCGUAUCCAUGGCAACCAAGUGCAAUUUUGUGACUUAUCAAGGAUGGAUUCCAAGGAUUCCCUUACAGAGAGGGAAAUAGCACAGAUAGCGAGACACCAGAGAGAGGCUGGCGUGCAGAGGCUCAGCUGUCACUUCUCAUGGCCUGAGUUCUGUGACGAACGGCGGUGCUUCCAUCAGGAGUUUGUGUAUGACGUCGCUAUGUUCGCCGCCGCCCGUGGCUUCCCCUGGUUUAACGUGAUCCGGGCAGCUGUGAUCGCCAAAGGCAUCUUCCCACAGCUGGGCGCAGGUCUCGACGUACCCAAACUUUUGUCCUUGCUGAGAGAUGCGCUGUCUGAGUGUCUGCCAAACCUCACCUCUGUCCACCGACGUGAAUUCACCCAGUUCCUCACAGACACCUGCAUCACCCGGCGGAGGCUUCUCCAGGCGGUGGUGGGUGGCGCUGCUAACAUGUCCAUUGCUCAGCUACACUUGGAGGUGCAGUUGCCGCCCACACCUUGUCCUCUAGCACAGUGCACUGUACACGCGCUGCAGGGCACAGAUCUGCAUGAGUGGGAGCAUCAGCGGCAACAAGCUGAGCUAACGUCUACGUUGCGACAGAUGGAGGAGAGGCUGCGGAGUCUCCGAGAAGGGUCAAGGGUCACUCUGGGGGAGGUUGAUGUUCCUGAGGUUAAUCAGCUGGAUGAAGAGGGUGUUUUGGCAUUGGUUCGAGCAGCAGUGAAGGCCACAGAAGGCCAGAUGCUGGCGAGUCUGAACCGAGAGGCCUCCCUGCUCAGUGACAUCCUGCAGCUCAAACUGCAGCGGGCAGCAUUGGCCACCAGAAGGCUCCACAACCCUGCUUACAUCCAGACGCACCCGCAAAGGCAAAGCUGCACACAGCAAAAACAGGACUGAGGGAUUUUGGGAAUGCAGUGUGAGGACAUGGCCUCAGUGAGUAAAGCUAAUUGGAGGAAAACACUGAAAAUCUCAAGUUAUUUAAUGUCACAAUUUUCAACUCUCAUGCAUGUGGAUGCUUACGUUUUUGUCAUACUUCUUGCGAUUUCUGAUCUAAUUCAUUGUCCAGUAUGGGAUUACUGUUCAUCUAAUUAUCGAUCUAUGGGCUACUGCCCAGGACAUUUAAAAGCAUUCAUUGUGUCAAUGUAUUGUCAUCAAAAUGCAAUGACAAUAGACACAUUGUACUAGACUUGUGAUUGGUUGCAAAGGAAAGAAGCUAGUUUCAUUCAAAUAUUUAUUAAAAGAAAAGUCAUCCUUUUGAUUUAACAGAAAAAAGCUGCAAAGAAUAGCAUUAUAAAUAACAUCCAUAUUAAAGAAACAAAAACAACUUGA
Messenger RNA from Perca fluviatilis (European perch), 2017 nucleotides. RefSeq names its product chromosome 24 C8orf74 homolog (gene c24h8orf74). The transcript has 5 exons. The coding region runs from base 737 to 1585 and encodes 282 amino acids. The record is from RefSeq and is a predicted model, not a curated record. NCBI's taxonomy places the organism in Eukaryota, Metazoa, Chordata, Actinopteri, Perciformes, Percidae.